ACAAGAUGGCGGCGCCCCGGCCCUGCCACGCAGACUUCCGCCCGGCGCCGAGACUCGGAACCCGCUGCGCGUCGCGUCGGAGGUGAAAUCGGGACACGCGUGGUGUGGAACUACACCCUAGGUGCGGAGGGGUGCGUCUUUGCCUCGUGCCUGGCCGGGGGCCUGGAGAGAAGGCAUCAUGUCGGAAGGAAACGCCGCGGGCGAGCCCAGCGCUCCGGGAGGGCCCCGACCCCUCCUUUCUGGGGCGCGGGGGCUUAUUGGGCGAAGGCCGGCACCUCCCCUCACCCCGGGCCGCCUUCCCUCCAUCCGCUCCAGGGACCUUACCCUCGGGGGAGUCAAGAAGAAAACCUUCACCCCAAAUAUCAUCAGUCGGAAGAUCAAGGAAGAGCCCAAGGAAGAAGUAACCAUCAAGAAAGAGAAGCGUGAAAGGGACAGAGAUCGACAGCGAGAGGGCCAUGGACGGGGCCGGGGGCGCCCAGAAGUGAUCCAGUCCCACUCCAUCUUCGAGCAGGGCCCUGCCGAAAUGAUGAAGAAAAAGGGGAACUGGGAUAAGACCGUGGAUAUGUCAGACGUGGGGCCCUCUCACAUCAUCAACAUCAAAAAGGAGAAGAGGGAGACAGAUGAAGAAACAAAACAGAUCCUGCGCAUGCUGGAGAAGGAUGAUUUCAUUGAUGACCCUGGGCUUAGGAAUGAUAUUCGAAAUAUGCCUGUGCAACUGCCGCUGGCUCACUCGGGCUGGCUUUUUAAGGAAGAGAAUGAGGAAGCAGAUGUGAAAGCACGGCUGGCUGGCCCCAAGGAAGAGGAUAUAGAGGUGGACAUGCCUGCUGUGAAAGUAAAAGAGGAGCCCCGAGAUGAGGAUGAGGAGGCCAAGAUGAAGGCUCCUCUCAGUGCAGCCAGGAAGAUCCCGGGCCUCCCGAAGGACGUGUCUGUGGCGGAGCUGCUCAGGGAGCUGAGCCUCACGCAGGAGGAAGAGCUGCUGUUCCUGCAGCUGCCAGACUCACUCCCCGGCCAGCCACCCACUCAGGACGUCAAGCCCGUCAAGACGGAGGUGCAGAGCGAGGAUGGACAGAUGGUGGUUAUAAAGCAAGAGAAAGACCGGGAAGCCAGGCUGGCAGAGAACACUUGUACCCUGGCUGACCUGACGGAGGGACAGGUUGGCAAGCUGCUCAUCCGCAAGUCGGGGAAGGUGCAGCUCCUCCUCGGCAAGGUGACUCUGGACGUGACGAUGGGGACCACUUGCUCUUUCCUGCAGGAGCUGGUGUCCGUGGGCCUUGGAGACAGCAGGACAGGCGACAUGACAGUCCUGGGACACAUAAAGCACAAACUCGUCUGUUCUCCCAACUUCGAAUCCCUGUUGGAUCACAAACACCGGUAAAGCGAGCAGAUGGAGGACGGUGGUGACUGUGCCCACGACUGCUGCCUGCUCCAGACGUUUUGUUCUCAAAUCUGUUCGACCCAGAAGGGGCCUGUUUAGCCCACCCACUCCAGCCAUUGUCCCAGUUUUCCCCACAGGGCCCACACGUGGCUCCCUUCCAUGGCGGCUGUGAACAGCACGAUGACCUUCCCACAGUGAGGAAACCGCACACCCGCACUGCUAGGGGGUUGGUCCCUAUUUAUUUUUAUAUUUAUGUCUUAGCUGUUCAGUGGACUGCACCCUCCCCAGGCGGAGAAGGAUCGGUCUGGGCAAGGACAGGCUCCUUCUUUGGGGACGUCUUGGUUCUCAGGGCAGGAGACGCUAUUGUUCCCUCCUUCCUCCCAAGAGGCAGCGCGUGAGAGAGAACAGAGAUAUCUGGAGUCUGAGAUUCGACCUCAGUUCUAUCCAUUACUAAUUGUGUGACUGAACAAACUACCUAACCUUUCUGAGCCUGAGUCCUCAUCUGACAAAUCGAGGACGAUACCUACCUCACAGGGUUGGCGUGAGGAUGCUGUGGAAUACUGUCGAUGAAAUGUCCUUGCACAAGGCUGGACAUACACUGUAGGAGCUCAAUAAAUGUUAGUUUAGUUUUCCUUC
Messenger RNA from Capra hircus (goat), 2011 nucleotides. RefSeq names its product RNA polymerase III subunit D (gene POLR3D). NCBI's taxonomy places the organism in Eukaryota, Metazoa, Chordata, Mammalia, Artiodactyla, Bovidae. Gene Ontology annotation, biological process: transcription by RNA polymerase III. Gene Ontology annotation, molecular function: DNA binding. Gene Ontology annotation, cellular component: RNA polymerase III complex. Bases 179 to 1375 code for a protein of 398 amino acids. The transcript has 9 exons. The record is from RefSeq and is a predicted model, not a curated record.